This is a messenger RNA of Puma concolor (puma), 4244 nucleotides long. It is a transcript of the gene NWD1, whose product is annotated as NACHT and WD repeat domain containing 1. Gene Ontology annotation, molecular function: protein binding. NCBI's taxonomy places the organism in Eukaryota, Metazoa, Chordata, Mammalia, Carnivora, Felidae. The record is from RefSeq and is a predicted model, not a curated record.
UACAGAGCACCGCCUACCCCAAAGUGCAGAACUUCUGCCAAAAGCACGGUCUGAUGUUCGAGGUUGUCGAUCUGAGGUGGGGUAUUCGGAACACUGAGGCCACUGAGCACAUGACCACAGAACUCUGCUUGGAGGAACUCGACCGGUGUCGGAAAACAUCCAUAGGGCCGGCUUUUGUUGCCCUUCUCGGUGACCAGUACGGCCCCUGUCCAGUCCCCACGCUGAUCGAGGAGAAGGAGUGGGAGGCUCUGAGGGCCCAGCUGACCUCCAAGCCACGCGACCUGGAGUUGGUAGCUCAACACUUCCGGAGGGACGAGAACGCCGUGCCCCCCACCUACCUGCUGAAGGCCCUGGGCACCUCGGAGGGCUGUGGGCCCGAAGAGGCCACGCUGACCUCAGUGCUACGCUCUGGAGCCCAGGAGGCCCGGAGGCUGGGCCUCAUCACCCAGGAGCAGUGGCAUCGUUAUCACUGGUCAGUCAUCGAGUGGGAGAUAGACCGGGGCCUGUUGAGCUUGACGGAUGGAGACCGGGGGGCAACCAUCUUCUUGAGAGAGAUCCAAGACCUCAACAAACACAUCCUGGAAGACUGCGCCCUCAAGAUGGUGGACCGGCUCCCAGAUGGCUGCCUGGACACAGACGCCCAGAACCUUCUCCGUGGCCUCAAAGGACGCAUUGCCGACGUGCAACCCGGAGUUCUCAGGGCUCACCACCUGCCGUGGAGCCGAGACCUGGUGAACCCUAAAAACAAGGCUCAUGCUCGGUACCUGAAGGAGCUGGGGGAGCAGUUUGUGGCCAGGGCUAGCCACCAGGUCCUGGAGCACCUCCGGGAGCUGGAGGCGGGCAGGCAGGAGUUGGCGUGGCUCUAUCAGGAGAUCCGCCACCACCUGGGGCUGAGUGCCGAGGCCAAUCGGACUUUCUGUGGGCGCCAGGAGCUCCUGGCCCAGCUGGGGCAGCGGCUCCAGCAGAGCGACAGCCACCCCCACUCUCCCCUGGUGCUCUUUGGGCCCCCAGGCAUCGGAAAGACAGCUCUGAUGUGCAAACUGGCGGAACAAAUGCCAGGCCUGCUUGGCCGCAAGACGGUGACCGUCCUGCGGCUUCUGGGAGCGUCACAGAUGAGCUCCGACGCCCGAGGCCUGCUCCAGAGCAUCUGCGCCCAGGUGUGCCUGGCCUACGGGUUGCCCCUGCCCCCUGCCCAGGUCCUGGAGGCCCACGCCAGGGUGGUGCAGUUUUUCCACACCCUCCUCCACACCGUCUCCUGCCGCAACUUCGAGUCCCUUGUGAUCCUGUUGGAUUCCAUGGACGAUGUGGAUUCCAUCUGCCGCGCCCGGAGGGUCCCCUGGCUGCCUCCCAAAUGCCCCCCGAGGAUCCACCUUAUCCUCUCAGCCUGCUCAGGGCAGCAGGGGAUUCUAGACACCGUGCGACAGACGCUGACGGACCCGGAGGCCUACUGGGAGGUGAAACCCCUCUCCGGAAACCAAGGGCAAGAGAUGAUCCAGCUCCUGCUGGCCGCCUCGAGGAGGACGCUGAGCCCAGGGCAGAGGGAACUGCUCUGGGCCAGCCUCCCAGAGUGCGGGCACCCAGGGCGGCUGAGGCUGGCCUUCGAGGAGGCCCGGAAAUGGGCCUCCUUCACCAUACCUGCCCCCCUGGCCUCCACUGCCAAGGAAGCCAUGCACCAACUGUGUGCCCGUCUGGAGCAGACACACGGGCAGGUCCUGGUGGCCCACGUGCUGGGCUACAUCGCGUCUUCCCGGCAUGGGCUCUCAGAGGCAGAGCUGAAGGACGUCCUGUCCUUGGAUGACGAGGUCCUGCAGGUGGUCUACCGGGACUGGACCCCGCCCAGCAAGGAGCUGCUGCGUUUUCCACCGCUGCUCUGGGUGAGGCUUCGCCGGGAUCUGGGCCACUGCUUGGCCCGGCGGCCCGUGGACGGCUUCACGCUCCUGGCCAUUGCCCACAGGCAGCUGGCCGAGGUGGUCCAAGAACGCUACCUGUCCGGGGUCGAGAGAGCCAAGAGGCACGGGGUCUUGGCUGACUUCUUCUCAGGGGCCUGGAGCCAGGGCACCAAGAAGCUCGUCACCCUGCCACUCGUGGGGAAGCCCCUGAACCUGGACCGCAUGGUGGCCCCUCAGCCCCUGUGGUUCUCAGACACGGUCGCAAAUGUGCGGAAGCUGAAGGAGAUGCCUCAUCACCUGGUCCACUCAGGCCGCCUUGAAACGCUGAAGCAGGAGGUUCUGGGCAGCAUGAACUGGAUUUCCUGCCGCGGCAUCUCUGGAGGCAUCGAGAGCCUGUUGGACGACUUUGACCUGUAUGCCCCUUACCUGGACUGUCCGGAGGUCGGCCUGGUCCGGGAAGCCCUCCAGCUGUGCCGCCCGGCCCUGGAGCUCCGAGGCAUGGAGAGGAGCAUCCUAUAUACAGAACUCCUGGCCAGACUCCAUUUCUUCACGACCUCACAUCCGGCGCUGGUGGGACAGCUGUGCCAAGAGGCCCAGAACUGGUUCCGGAUGUGCCCACAUCCUGUGCUGGUACCCCUCACGGGAUUCCUCCAGCCCCCAGGAGGACCCCUCCGGGCAACCCUCACCGGCUGUCACAAGGGCAUCACCGCCAUGGCGUGGAGCGUGGAAGAGAGGCUGCUGGUUGUCGGCACCCAGGAUGGCACCGUGGCUGUGUGGGACACGGAAGAACAUCAGGUGAUCCAUAUGCACAUGGGACACACAGGAGAGGUGAGGUAUGUGAAGGUGUUUGCCAAAGGGACACUUGCCCUCUCUGCCUCAAAGGACCAUACACUGCGCUUGUGGAAUCUACUGACUGGCCAGGAGAAAUUCACCAUUUGGGAUGGAGGCUCAAAGGAUCCUAUGCACCCUGAGACCUGGAGUCUUCACUUGGAUGAAACAAAGAAGGUUGUGUAUUUGGCAUCUGGCUCAAAGGUCAGUGCGUGGCAUCUAGAAACUGCAGAACUGGUUUUCCAGAUCCUGGGAGAUCCCUCUGACUGCUGGGUGUAUGCAGGAGUGCUGGCUUCCCGGGCCACGCUGCUGACCGUGUCCCAGGGUGGCGUGGCCGGCCUGUGGAGCUCAGCCACAGGAAAGCCGCAGGGGAGGCAACAUUUAUCCAGCAUCAAGGAAGAAACGCCUACCUGUGGGGUCUCGCUCCAGAAGCAGGGGAAGAUGGUCACCGGGUUCAGCAAGGGCUCCGUCUCCUUGAUUUCCCCCGAAGGAGACAGCCUGCUGGAGAAGCUUCCAGAAUCUGUGAGGUUCCUGGUAGUCUCUGAAGACGAGUCCCUUCUCGCUGCAGGUGAGGAGCAGGACGUCCUGGAUGCCUCCAGUGAGGUCAGAUGUCUGGAGGUGGCCCAGCAGGCCAAUCUCCUUUUCACUGGCCUCGUUUCGGGGGUCGUCCUGGUGUUCCCCCUGAAUUCCAGACGGGAUGUGAUGUGCAUCCCCCCUCCCGAGGCCCGGAAAGCCAUCAACUGCAUGGCCCUUAGUCAAGGGGAGGAGCGCCUGGCCAUCGCCUAUGACAGCAUCAUCCUGGUGCUGGACAUCAGCCCCGGGGAUCCCUGUCCGGUUGUCGAUGGGCCAACAUACAGCUUCUACACCCAGCUGCCCGAGACCAUCUCCAGCGUGGCCGUCCUGGCUGACUACCGCGUGAUCUACGGCAUGACCGACGGUGAGCUCUUCCUUUACGAGUGUGCGAAUUCCAAAGUGUUCCCUCUGGAGGCCCACGGGAGCCGGGUCACCUGUGUGCAGGUCAGCCACAAGGAGCAGCUGGCGGUCAGCGGAUCCGAGGAAGCCCUGCUGUGCCUCUGGGACCUGCAGGCCUGCAAGUGGAGAUUCGAGACGAGCUACACGAAUUCUUACUGUAGAGGAGUCCAGUGUCUCUGCUUCUCCAAGGAUGACAAGUACGUGUAUGCGGGCUUAAAGGACCGCUCCAUCAUCGUCUGGAGUGUGCUGGAUGGCACCUUGCUGGCUGUCCAGUUUGUCCACGCCGUGGUGAACAGAAUCAUCCCAACUUCCAAUGGCUUCAUCGCCCCCACGAGACACGGCUAUCUCAUCCGGGAGCGUUUCCAGGACCCUUCGUCAAGAGCCUCGCAGCAGGACCCUCUCAAGAACUUCAAGAAGGCAGUGUGGAAGGUCAAAUCCAGGCAGAGAGACGAAGCGGCGGCUGUCGCAGGAGUCCCCCAGGACUCGAGAUCAGCAAGUGCCCAGGGAAAUGCGUGCAAAUCGAACAAACGCUCACAAGUCUGCCUGCUCGUGUAG